AUGCCUGCUCCAUACUCGGACAAUCUCUACUCUGACCCGGACCCUGCAGACGCCGGCGCUGCUGCAGCAGGCCGCGACGACGAUGCUUCUGCCGCCUCAGCCCUGUCCCCCUCGGAUGGAUACUUUCGCGAGGAUGACUCCGCCGCCGUCUCCCCUACUUCCCAGCAGCAGCAGCAUGCCUCGCGUCGCUCGGGAAGCACGCCCUACGUACCCAACGUCCUGGUCGAAGAUCCCACCCUCACCAAGGACCCCGACUCCAAGGCUCAGCUGGCGCAGCGUUUGAUAAAUAGCGACGUUGCCGUCGGUGAUGCCGCCCCCUCUACCUCUUCUCCCCAUUCUCCUCAUCACAAACCCCAGUCGUACUACCACACCUCCGGCUCGCCAUCCGUCUCGGGAGCAUCGGUUGCCACACCCAGCACAGCUUCAUAUUCCUACGCACAAAGCAGCCGUCACCGCUCGAGCGUACAGGACGGCCCUUCACAGCAGCAUCUUCACGUCAAUACCCCCCCCCAGCACCAGCCGUCUAACUACAACGCACACCCGUACAACGGACAGGGUGACGCGCCGCCUGCGUAUACUCCGUCGUCACCGGAUAACAACGCUAGCACCUUCAACUACUCUACCUUUCCUUCGGCGACGUCACCUAGGAUGGGCGUGCCCGAAGAACACGAUAGACUCUUGUCACCUCACCAGCAGGAGCAGCAACCCUUCUCUGACCCCCCAAAGCAACCUCUCUGGCAGCGCAUCAGAGACUCUCACGACUCGGGUUAUCUUCGCAAGAAGAUUAAGACGAUACUUGGAAUCCUUGUCUUUGUUUCCAUUGUACUCGUCUUUAUGGGCGUCAACAUGUCCGGCCCUUCAUAUAGAAAACGAAUCAUUGACAAGUCGCCCAUCCGUAUCCCUGAUAUGGACGAAAGCGAGCUGGUCUGGCACCCUGGCAGGUCCUGCCGCGACAGCCCUCACAACUACCCCAAGGAGACCUUCCAUGCCAGCCUGAGCUCUGACCGUGUGCUCUUCAUCGAGCAGACUAUGCGCAAGAAAGGCUGGACGGGACCCAGCGGCCCUAGCCCGAACGUCAACGGCGAAGUUAUUCUUCGAUCGACAACCUCCAGCAAGGCGGAAAUCGACGUCGAAAUCAUUGCCAACUACAAAGACUUGGACAUUGAGGUUGAAUUCAGCAACAAUGGCGGUACCGACCACGUCAAAGUCACCACGCCACGCGUCGUCCCUGAUCACUCGUCUCGCGACGUCUGCAUCCAGAUCCGCGUCACCGCCUGGGUGCCCGAAAAAGCCCUCGUUAAUGCCCUCGCCGUCAACACCGUCUCCCUGAAUGUCUUUGUCCAAGAGGGUCUCGCCCUCGGCGCCGAGAACGAGGUUGACUUUUCCACCAUUGCCGGAAACCUCAUCUUCCCCCCCAACGACUCCGACGUCGAGCCCUACAAGAUGGAGGCCCCUCGCUACAAGUACUCGACCGUGUCCGGCGACAUCAAGGGCUGGUUCCCCAUGUACCACAAGCUGAGAACAACCACCGUCUCGGGCGACGUCUCUGCGCAGAUUACCCACAAGGACGUUGUGCUCAAGGCCUCCGAGUCUUGCCUGCUGGACGUCUCGUCCGUUUCGGGCCAGCUCAAGAUUGACGACGGCAGCAAGCGCGCGGAAACGGACGGUGCCAAGGUGCCUCCCCGGGACUACCUCGUCAAGCUGGUGACGACAUCGGGCGACAUUACCGCCAACCUGUUUACCGGCUCGUCGUCGGAAUUCUCCUCGACCUCGGGCGACCUCAAGCUCGAGCUCGUGCCUGUGCUCGACGAGCGCUGGCUGCACACCAGCUGGCGACCGCUGCUCAAGACAGAGAGCACCAGCGGCGGCCACCGUGUGCAGGUCGCCGAGCCGCACUUUAUCAGCAUCCCCGACAAGAUGAACCCCCACGAGCGGCCUUCGCUCCCCAAGACGGACGAGGACCACAAGACCAAGGAGGAGCAGGAAGUCCGCGAGGCGAAGCGUCGUCGCUUCGCCGACAAGAAAGAGCGUGGCCUGACGGCCCUCGAGUCGCGCCACUCGUCCAUCAGCGGCAACCUGCAUCUGUUUUAUCCUGCCUCCUGGGAGGGCACCUUUUCCGCGGAUACCAUGUCCUCGGACAUUACCGUCCGCGGCAAGGAUGUCGUCGUGGAUAAGAAGAAGGGGGGCUUCGUCGGCAAGACCAUUUCCGGGCACAAGGGCGAUGGUGCCUCGUCGAUGAAGAUUGAUGAGUUGUCGGGCAAUGUCAUGUUGACUAUUGGACAAGAGUAG
This is a messenger RNA of Akanthomyces muscarius, 2289 nucleotides long. RefSeq lists its product as uncharacterized. The record is from RefSeq and is a predicted model, not a curated record. The transcript has 2 exons. Bases 1 to 2289 code for a protein of 762 amino acids. NCBI's taxonomy places the organism in Eukaryota, Fungi, Ascomycota, Sordariomycetes, Hypocreales, Cordycipitaceae.